AAUAAUAUUCUACUAAACAAUAACACUUUUUUUUUAAACAAAUUAUAUAUAAUUAAUAGCUCUAAGUUUAAGGCUUUGACAGAUCAGCGCGAUAUAACCUCACUUCGAUUGAUACUUGGUCGGGAACAUGGCUGGAAGACAUAUUGCUUUUUACAUUUUGAGCAACUCUCUGAUUGGUCGAUACUGCGCGCAUCUCGGGAAUGAAACACCUUAUCUUCUUACACCAUGAUUUUUUCGUAAGGGUAGCGCUGAUAGAACGAUAGCGCACAGAUAUCGGUCCACAGAUAUAGAAGACCAUAGAUCUAGUUUACACCGUUAAAUCGGGUGGUACGCGCAUCAAGUUAGUGCGGACUAAACAUUUAAUAUGUCCCUGUUUACACCGUUCCAACUCACAACAGGUUAGGUUAGGUUUUUAAUACAGAUAAAGUCCAAUGUUUUCGGUAAUAGAGGGAUGAAUAAUUCUGUGUAAAGUGUUAGUCGAUUUAUAGUAAAAGUAACGAAAAGUAAUGGAAAAAAACGAAGAACAAAUUAUAGCAUCAUUUACAGUAUUACUCUAAAUUUCAAAUAUGCAGCAAAAAGCCAGAAAAAACGUCUGAGGAAUAUAAUGAAACGUAUAAGGAUGAGAUUGAGAAAAUUAUGCCUUCAACAGAGGAAUAAAUUAUUAGUACAAUGGAGUCAAAUGACCGAUCCGAUAUCACCGAUCUUUACUUUAGAUGGUAUUCAAUACCGAAGAAGAAUAUGGACCAAAAAGAGGAGCAAUGAUUUUUGGCAAAGAAUCGUAGGAGAGCAUUUCACUCUGUCAGAAUGGCUGGCCACUUUUCGAAUGUCAAAAGUUUCACAAUGCUAUGUGACAUUAUUCGAACUGAACUAGAAUCCAAGCCACUUUUCCUGGUAUCCAGACAGCCUUUAUCUGUCGAAAAGCAGGUCGCAAUAGCUCUGUAUAAAUUAGCAAGUUGUGCCGAGUACAGAGUCGUUGGUGAUGUGAUGGGUGUUCACAAAUCGACGGUUCGAAAAUGCUUAUUUAGAGUUACCAUGGCCAUCAACAACGUCAUGGUACGAGAUAACAUAUUUAUGCCUUCUGAAGAUGAAGCCCAGUUUAUAUCGUUCUAAUUUAAAGAAAGAAGCUUUAUACCACAGUUGAUUGGGUGUAUUGAUAGAACACACAUUCUAAUUACCGCACUAUAUGAAGGUUAUCGAGACUUUGUGAAUAGAAAAGGAUGGACAUCAUAUAAUGUAAUGGCUGUUGUCGACUACAAUGGAAGGUAAGCGUGAAAAAUUGAGCUUGGAAAAUACCGAAAAUUAAAAUUAAUAAAUUAUCUGUUAUAUUAAGUUCAAAAAUGUUGUAAUAAAACAUCCUGGGAGUGUGCACGCCCGUAGGAAAAAGUUAUACAAAAAUUGCAUAUUUUUGUGC
Messenger RNA from Monomorium pharaonis (pharaoh ant), 1411 nucleotides. RefSeq lists its product as uncharacterized. The record is from RefSeq and is a predicted model, not a curated record. The transcript has a single exon. The coding region runs from base 805 to 1110 and encodes 101 amino acids. Lineage: Eukaryota; Metazoa; Arthropoda; Insecta; Hymenoptera; Formicidae.